This is a messenger RNA of Pseudogymnoascus destructans, 2610 nucleotides long. RefSeq lists its product as uncharacterized. Gene Ontology annotation, molecular function: high-affinity potassium ion transmembrane transporter activity. The record is from RefSeq and is a predicted model, not a curated record. Lineage: Eukaryota; Fungi; Ascomycota; Leotiomycetes; Thelebolales; Thelebolaceae. The coding region runs from base 284 to 2488 and encodes 734 amino acids. The transcript is spliced from 6 exons. Gene Ontology annotation, cellular component: plasma membrane. Gene Ontology annotation, biological process: intracellular potassium ion homeostasis; potassium ion import across plasma membrane.
AUUUUGAAACCGCGCAGAUCGCUUCCUCCAACCUUGAGCGAAGCGAAAAUUUGCUCACGACGAUUACCAGUUCUAGUCUUAAACUCCAGUGGAGAACUCCCAUGCUAAAGUAUAUGCUUCACAGCAAGGAUGGUAGUCAUCGCAUUAUACCGCCAGGGAUCGUACUGCAUGAUCAAAUAAGAUCGGGCGAGAAUAAACUUGGCACCUAGCGGCGCUUGAGAAGAAAAAUUACAGAACGUCAAUGUAGCGGUCAACGUUCCGACUCGCUCCAGUCGGCAUCACCAUGUCGGAUUCUCUUAGAUCGCGUUCUCGCGGCCAUCAAGAAAACAUGCAGGAAAAUGAGAGAAUGAGGAGAGGUCAAUCCCAUUUGCCUCCAUUGAAUUUCAUAACCGUCCACUAUGCAUAUUUUAUCGUCACCUGCUUGGUAUGCUCUCUCAUCUUCUGGGGCGCCUCAAGCCCCGCCCAGAGCAUUUCGUAUACGGACUCUCUCUUCCUCGUCGUCUCUGCAAUGACGGAAGCCGGCCUCAACACCGUGAACCUAAGCACUAUGACGAGCUUUCAACAAACCAUGCUCUUCCUGUUGAUUCUUAUCGGCGGAAGCAUCUUCGUAAGCAUCGGGACGGUGCUGGUGCGCAAGCGUGCCUUUGACAGUCGCUUUAAGCACGUUGUCAAGCUGCAGAAGGAGCGGAGAAGGGGUCACAGGAGGAGCUUCUCAAUAUCGGCAAUGAGGAGUGGUCCUAUCCUGCGACGGUUAAGGAGCAGACGGGGACUAGAGGAGGCAGUCGAUGAUGACUUGCCGAAGUCAUGGGCAGAUUCAAGCUCACGAAACGCUACGGCAGGAAAGUCAAUGUCUGAUCCGAUGGAAACGGGGCGGAAUGGGACUCCAGGUGUCGUAGUGACCGCAGAGAGUGCUGCGGACGAGGACGGGCAUAGAGAAGCGACGCACCUGAGCGGGGAUCACAUUUCAUUUAUGCCGCAUGAUUCAUCUUCGACGAGAGAGAGCCGCCGGGUGCUAUCUUCUGUGGGGCCUGGACCCCAUUUGAGUUCCACGUCACUCAGAGGACCUUUUGCGGGCACUAGAGGCCGUCAAGGAAAGGAAGUGAAAAUGGAGGAGGAGAAGGAGAAGGAAGAGGACCCACCGGACAGCUGGUUCCCAGGAUAUCUUACCAGGCACACCACCGGCCGUAACGGGCAGUUCUUCGGUCUCUCAAGGGCCGAGAGGGAUCACCUUGGUGGCGUUGAGUAUCGUGCUAUUCAACUACUAGCAUGGAUUGUGCCCAUAUAUUUCGUACUAUGGCAGCUACUAGGGUGCCUUGGUCUGGCGGCGUAUGUUGCUCACAAUAAAGCGAGCGUAGCGCAGGAGAACGGCAUUAAUCCUUGGUGGCUGGGUAUUUUCAACGGGGCUUCUGCGUUCAAUAAUUCGGGAAUGUCUUUGCUGGACGAGAACAUGAUCCCGUUCCAAACUUCAAUAUAUAUGCUUACAACAAUGGGCUUGAUGAUUUUAGCCGGCAACACAGCAUAUCCACUCUUCCUCCGCCUCAUCCUAUGGAGCAUGCUUAAACUCCUCACAAGAAUUUACCCCUCUGAAGAUCAAUGCGCAGACUAUAAAACCACUCUGCGCUUUAUCCUCACCUACCCACGCCGUGUCUACACGAACCUAUUCCCCAGCUCUCAGACCUGGUGGUUAUUAUUAAUGUUAAUCGUCCUGAACGGCAUCGACUGGGCGGCAUUCGAGCUUCUCAACAUCGGCAACAGCACCACUUCAACGAUCCCAGAGCGCUUCCGCAUCCUAGACGGCCUGUUCCAAGCCCUUGCCGUCCGUUCUGGCGGCUUCUACGUAACUUCGAUCGCGAACCUCCGCAUCGGACUACAAGUUCUGUACGUGAUCAUGAUGUACAUCUCCGCAUACCCAGUCGUGAUCACCAUGCGGCACUCCAACGUGUAUGAAGAACGGUCUCUCGGAAUUUACGCCCAAGAUGAGCCGUAUUCUCCAGGAGGUCCACGGAUCGGGACACCGGCCUCCCAGCUGCGGCGAGCAUUAUCAAAAGCCAUUACAUCCCCCUUCCCAAGCGGGGCCUACAACGCACACGACUUCAUGUGGCAGCAGAUCCGCGGUCAGCUCGCUCACGACCUUUGGUGGCUCGUAGUAGCCAUCCUGCUGAUCUCCUGUAUCGAAGUAGCGAAUUUUGAGAAGGAUCCCGUGACGUACUCGGUCUUCAACAUUAUGUUCGAGGUUGUGUCAGCUUAUGGAUGCGUGGGGAUCUCACCGGGAUUACCGAACAAGUCGUAUUCUUUCAGUGGCGGCCUUCACACAUGCUCGAAGCUGAUACUAUGUGCGGUUAUGCUCAGGGGCCGGCAUAGGGGGCUGCCUGUUGCAUUGGAUCGGGCGGUGAGGUUACCUACGGCAGCCGGCGACGAUGACGAGUUGGAGGAGGAGGAUUCUGUAGUCAGGAGGACCAGGCAUAUACAUCAUGGGGGUGGCGAUUAGUAGCGUUUAUCCAGCAUUCACUGCUUAUAAUGGGUUGAUAUAUCAUAGUGGUCUAACCCGCCAUUGUUGAAUAGCGAUUAAAAUAGAAUAAGUUUUUAUGAGGAAUUAUUCCUUAGAUUCCA